UUUCACCACUGGAAGUCCAUGCACAAUGAAUUCAUUUCACUCAUUUUGCUGGAACACCUCUACUGAACUUUCAAACAAAUCCCGAAAUGAGGAGUUUGCUUAUCAAACCCCUAGUGUUGCGGAUACCAUCAUCCUCCCUUCCAUGGUUGGGAUUAUCUGUUCCACAGGACUGGUUGGCAACAUCCUCAUUGUAUUCACUAUAAUAAGGUCCAGGAAAAAAACAAUCCCUGACAUUUAUAUUUGCAACCUGGCUGUGGCUGAUUUGGUCCACAUCAUUGGAAUGCCUUUUCUUAUUCACCAGUGGGCCCGGGGAGGAGAGUGGGUGUUCGGGGGACCUCUGUGCACCAUCAUCACAUCUCUGGAUACCUGCAACCAGUUUGCCUGUAGUGCCAUCAUGACCGUAAUGAGUGUGGACAGGUACUUGGCCCUCGUCCAACCAUUUCGACUGACGAGUUGGAGAACAAGGUGCAAGACCAUCCGCAUCAAUUUGGGCCUUUGGGCAGCUUCCUUUAUUCUGGCACUGCCUGUCUGGGUCUACUCGAAGGUUAUCAAAUUUAAAGACGGCAUCGAGAGUUGUGCUUUUGAUUUGACAUCCCCUGACGAUGUACUCUGGUACACACUUUAUUUGACGAUAACAACUUUUUUUUUCCCUUUACCCUUGAUUUUGGUGUGCUAUAUUUUAAUUUUAUGCUAUACAUGGAAGAUGUAUCAACAAAAUAAAGACGCCAGAUGUUGCAAUGCCAGUGUACCCAAGCAGAGAGUGAUGAAGCUGACAAAGAUGGUGCUGGUGUUGGUGGCGGUCUUUAUCCUGAGUGCUGCCCCCUAUCACACGCUACAGUUGGUGAACUUACAGAUGGACCAGCCCACACUGGCCUUCUAUGUGGGCUAUUACCUCUCCAUCUGUCUCAGCUACGCCAGCAGCGGCAUUAACCCUUUUCUCUACAUCCUGCUGAGUGGAAACUUUCGAAAGCGUCUGCCCCAACUUCAAAGGAGGGUGACUGAGAGAGAAAUCAACAAUAUGGAAAACACCCUGAAAUCGAGCUUUUAGGAAAAUACACAGAUCACUAAGAGUCUAGACAGGAUCGUGUAUGUCAUUGAUAUUAUUAGAAAGAGCAGAUGGACCCAGCUGCUCGUGCCCAUUCUUCUUACGUACUUGUGACUCUUAGCAACGUAGAACAGAAAUUUAACCAUCCAAAUACAUUGGGUUUAAUAUGCUAACU
Microcebus murinus (gray mouse lemur) is the source of this 1220-nucleotide messenger RNA. It is a transcript of the gene MCHR2, whose product is annotated as melanin concentrating hormone receptor 2. Lineage: Eukaryota; Metazoa; Chordata; Mammalia; Primates; Cheirogaleidae. Gene Ontology annotation, cellular component: neuron projection; plasma membrane. The record is from RefSeq and is a predicted model, not a curated record. Gene Ontology annotation, biological process: neuropeptide signaling pathway. Gene Ontology annotation, molecular function: neuropeptide binding; G protein-coupled receptor activity.